AUGGAUUUCAAAGUUUCAUACGAGCGAUUCAUUCAAAAUGUGAAGUACCAGUUAAUAAGAAUCGAGAAGAACAUUGAGAAGGAAGUUUCCGAGUGGGAAAUUAAACUUGCCCCAUCAGAUCGAGUUAGCGUCAAAGCGAACGUGCUCGAUAGCAAGGGUACAACGUUUAAGGAUCACGAAUGUAAACUGGAAUCUAAAAUCGUCGAAUUUGAACAAAGAGUUGUAAAGCUUGAAAAGGAGAAGGAUCGCAUGAAAUUAGACAUACUGAAUCUCAAGCAAGAAAAAAGCGUAUUAUCGAAUAAGCUGAAUCAUUUUCAAGAGCUAAAACUAUUCGAACAUAGAUUAAAUAAAAUUCUAGAACGAAAAAUUCGUAAUAAGACUGAUUUAAAGGCACAAGUUUCUAAUAAUUUACAAGAGAUUGGUCGAUUGGAGAAACAGCUCAAAAAUGAGAAAAAUUUCCACUCAGCUAUCGAGAAGGAGAAAAAAUCGCUGGAGAGAAAAAUCGAAGAGCUACAGAGACAAACCACCGAGUCGAAUAAAGCAAAUCCCCAAAACUUAAAGCCUCUUAAAGCCAAAAAGAUGAUGAAGAAGAAGAAAGCAAACCAGGAAAAUAUUUAUAAGUGUAAAUCCAGGCUGAAAGAGAGUAAAACGAAACUAAAAUAUGCAGACCGUGAAAAUUCCCAAUUGGCUGAAAAAAACUUUUUGUUGGUAGUCGAGGAUGCCCUCAAGCAAGAGAAAAAGAAAACCCAGGAAGUAAUCACGCUACUGGAAAAAUGGAAGGAAAAAUUUCACGAACUGGAAGAAAAAAUUCAAACGACAGUGCAAAACCAGGCUGCAUAUGAAUUUCCAAUGAAAGAAAUCGAUGAGGAGGAAGAACUACGCGAGAUCCACAACAGACUGCAGUCAACAAGGAUGAGAACAUCGCAACAACAACAAAAUAAUUACAAUAGAAGCACACAAGCCAACAACUACAACUACAAUCGUAAUAACAAAAACAACAGAAGAGGAAAUAAUAACGAUUAUAGAGAACAACGCAACAAUUAUCGAGGAAAUAACAAUAACUACAGAGGGAAUAAGAGCAAUUAUCGAAGAAAUAAUAUCAAUUUUGGAAAAAAUUACAACAAUUAUCAAGGAACUCGAAACUUCGAUAACAAUAACGGCUAUAAUAAUAACAACAAUUCCAAUCCCAACGAAAACUAUAGGGAAAAUAAUAGAAACGGGGGUUAUUACAAAAAUAACAACAAUAAUUACAGGCGACAUAAGGAUAACCAGAAUAGCUAA
Toxorhynchites rutilus septentrionalis is the source of this 1281-nucleotide messenger RNA. RefSeq lists its product as uncharacterized. The record is from RefSeq and is a predicted model, not a curated record. Lineage: Eukaryota; Metazoa; Arthropoda; Insecta; Diptera; Culicidae. The transcript has 3 exons. The coding region runs from base 1 to 1281 and encodes 426 amino acids.